CCUUCUUAACCUCUGAAAACGAGAGUAGCGCCCUGUGGUUCUGCCCUGGCCCAGGGCGCUCAGCCUGAGGGUUGCUUAUUUUGCUCACGCAAACAAGAAAUAAUCCAGUAGGGCCGGAGGGGCUCGGGCUGGAUGGAGAGGGAAAUCCUCAGGGUGUCAGGGAGGGCGUCACAGGUGCGCUCUGCCCUGUUCACGUCCACCAGCUGUGGACAUCAGUGCCAGCCACCCCGGGAUUGAGGCGUGACAGCACCGCCCCCGCCCGCCCCCGCCCCGGAGUGGCAGGGCAGACCCUUGGGUACCACCCCUCCUACGCGAGUUCUUCGUUCUGAGGACCGGCCCUGAGAAAUUCAGAGUGGUCCUUUGUGAACAGCGUCCCAGCCAGCCUGCUGGGCCCCUCGGACUGUUGGCUCAGAGCCUGGGGCAGGUCCGAGGUGACAGGUGGCCCCAGUCUUGGCCCAGCCUGAUGGUGCCUCCCCCACCCCCUUGUGUGCCCGUCAUGCCCAGUGGACCUGAGUUCGGCCAGUGAGGAUGACUUCGACAGCGAGGACAGCGAGCAGGAGCUGAAGGGCUACGCCUGCCGCCACUGCUUCACCACCAGUGAGUGGGCUCGGCGGGCGGGGGCCCCGCUGGAGCAGCCAGGCUCGGGCGCCUCCGGUGCCGCGCGUUGGGGGAUCGACCUGGAGGCCUGUCUGGGCGGUCGCUGACUUGACAUUUGCAUUGUCUUCAGGGUUACUUAGAAAGUUGAAGAUCUCUGUUUUACUUGACUCUCCUGUUAGCGUUCAGGAUGGAGUGCCGACCAGUGGCCUCCAAAGACUGGCACCACGGGGCCCGGGAGAACAUCCUGCUCUGCACGGACUGCCGCGUCCACUUCAAGAAGUACGGCGAGCUGCCCCCCAUUGAGAAGCCCGUGGACCCCCCGCCGUUCAUGUUCAAACCUGUGAAAGAGGAAGACGAUGGGCCCAGUGGGAAACAUAGCAUGAGGACACGGCGGAGUCGUGGCUCGGUGAGUCCCCGUGGCCAGGCAGCCAGACUGCUUCUCCAGGUUCCCAGCAGGCUGGGGGAUUGCGCCCAUCAGGAGGAAGAUGGUGGGUGUGUUUCAUGUUGGGUAGAGAAACAGCAGACCCCCCGAAG
Messenger RNA from Physeter macrocephalus (sperm whale), 1131 nucleotides. RefSeq names its product arginine-glutamic acid dipeptide repeats protein-like. The record is from RefSeq and is a predicted model, not a curated record. Gene Ontology annotation, molecular function: sequence-specific DNA binding; transcription corepressor activity. Gene Ontology annotation, biological process: regulation of DNA-templated transcription. Gene Ontology annotation, cellular component: nucleus. The annotation marks the transcript as partial. The transcript has 2 exons. Lineage: Eukaryota; Metazoa; Chordata; Mammalia; Artiodactyla; Physeteridae.